AUGCCGUUUCCACUACCAGCAUUUGCUCUUUUGUUUUCACGCCUAGAAGAAAUCGAGACGCGGCAGCCGCCAUUGCUACCUCGGGAGAAAGCGGAGGCUUUGAACAUCGAAACGCAGAAGUGGUUCAAAUCUCAUCAUAGGGCAAUCAAUGAACUCGACGUACCAGGAUCAGUGGCCUUGCUAUCAGCCCUCCUACCCGAACGUCGGACUGACCGGGUCUAUGGUAUUCAAGCGCAAAGUCUAUGCCGGAUCUUGUGUCGGAGUCUGGGCCUCACAUCGAGCAGAUCCAAGGAAUUGCAGGUCUAUAAGCAGCCUGGAUAUGGUGACCUGGGAGCUUGUCUAGAGCGCGUGCUCAAGGCUGGCGGCUCGGUCGCUAGACCGCCUGUGUCACUGGAAGAAAUCGACGCAAUGCUCGAGCAGCUGGCAGCACAGUGUCGCUUCUCUGGUCCAGCGGUAAAGGGCUCAGUUCCGCCCAGUUCCUCAGAAGCACGAGAUAAGCUGAUCGGAGACCUUCUCAAGCGUACUCCGCCUGAGGAGGGUAAAUGGCUUGUUCGUCUGAUCUUGAAAGAUUUCUCGCCCGUGCGGCUCAAUGAGGCGUUGGUGAUGAAAAGCUUCCACUUUCUGCUCCCGGACCUACUGCGGUUCCAGGGCAAUUUUGAGACUGCGACGCGGAUGCUUAAGGAUGACUUGCAUAUCCGGCAACUUCCUGAUCAUCCUGAUCCUCGAUCUGAAAGAUUGUUUCGACAAAGUGCAGGAACAUCUCUCCGACCUCUUAUAGGUGUGAAGGUGAGCAGGCCUGGGUUCGUAAAAGCUCGCAGCAUUGAACACUGCUUGAAGAUGGUAGGUACUCGCAAAUGGGUGCUUGAACGCAAGUAUGAUGGCGAGUACUGUGAAAUUCACAUUGAUAGAAGACGAUCCACUGUGCCUGUCGAAUGCAUACAGAUCUUUUCGAAGAGCGGCAAAGACUCCACUGCCGACAAGAAAGGCAUACAUUCCACCCUUGUAAAGUGCUUGAGGCUCGAUCAGUCGGACUGCAAGAUCACGGAGCAGGCGAUCUUGCUUGGAGAACUGGUUGUAUACUCUGACGUAACGAAGAGUGUCCUAGGCUUUGAUGAGAUAAGAAAGCACAUUCUACGCUCUGGUGUGUUCCUUGGAACAGACCUGGACUCGCAGCCACGUGCUCACGAGCACCUUGCCAUUGUUUUCUUCGAUGUGCUACUAUCAGAUGACGACGUAGUCAUGCAUAAAUCUGUUAACGAGCGUCGACAGCGACUGCGGCAAAUGUAUCGGAAAAUACCCGGUCGAGCCUUGGGAGCUGAGUGGAAAGAGGUCAACUUCGCCAAUAGUGGUCCCGCAAGAAAACGACUGCUCGAACAGUUCGCUGCAUCCAUCGUGCAGCGGUGUGAAGGCCUUGUCUUAAAGCCUUGUGGAGUGCCUUACUUUCCUCUCGACACGCAUCAUGAUGGUGUACGUACCUGCAUCAUCAAGCUGAAGAAGGAUUACAUAGCCAACAUGGGUGACGAGGCUGAUUUUGCAGUGAUCGGCGCGAGCUACGACGCACAGCUAGCGCUGAAGAGCGGCAUUCCUGGUAUCAAGUGGACGUCAUUUCAUUUGGGCUGUCUGACGAAUGCGGUUGAAGUCAGGCGCUACGAAACAAGACCUGCCUUUCGAGUGGUAGAAACCAUUCAUUCAGAAGCAUGCAUUCCGAAGCCUACGCUUCAGGCUUUGAACCAGCUUGGCACGUACACUGCAAGACCGUACAGUCGUUCGAAUACAGGAGCACCGUUCGAUGUUGCUAUCAACACACCAAACAUUGACGUACUCUUUGAAACACCACUCAUGGUAGAAGUGCUCGGCUCGGGCUUCUCAAAGCCAUCAAAUGCCAAUUUCUACAUGCUGCGGCACCCCAGGAUUAUCAAGCUGCAUCAGGAUAGGUCAUGGACCGAAUGUAUCUCGUUUCAGGAGUUGCAAGAGCAGGCACAUGCUGCAAAGACUGCGCCGACCGAAGCUUUCAGUGAGCUAGACGAGACACGAACUUGGGUUGCUAAGCUCGAGAGCAAGCUAAAGCACAGACUGGAGAAGGAGGGCACUCUCACGCCUGAGUCAAGGCGUGAAAGUCCGAGAUCAACGAAGCGCAGUGCUGAGUCCAAAUUACAUGGUGCGACUCUUGUCGACAAGGCCUCCCAGCAGCUGACCGCGACUGAUGCGCUAACGGAUACCACGCCUUGUCCGCCAGGCAAACGACGAUGCACUGCGGAGCAUUGCGCAACACCACCUCGUCCUUCACCACUUUCUGACAUCACGAACCAAGCCGAGAGCCUUAGCUCUACCCGCCAGCUACUAGCGUUCACGAAAGCUAUGGUCUCGACAAAGCCGGCAGUAUCUUGCAGAACUUACGGGGGAGCGGGAUCCAGAAACGACGUUGUUGAGCAACAUCUAUCAGCCGUAUGCUCACGAAGCAAAUGUCCUUUCAGCAACGCCGCGGUCUUCCUCGCACCGUGCAUCAGAGGAGUCCCAUAUAUCACAGAAGACUUACUGCCUUCGCACGACGUUCUCCUCACUGCAAGCAUCGAGCACUGGGAUCGACAAAGCUUCUCGCAUGCGCCACGCACAGCCACAGUCUCCGAGAGUCAAGCCUACAGCGGCAUGCACAAGAUUGUCCUGGUUGAAGCCAAGAGACCUGCCAUGGUGAAAGUUGUGCUGGGACGAAUCUUUGCUUUGAACCACGGAAGGAUACGAGAGCGCAUAGAGCUAUACGAUUGGAGAGUUCUUGAGCAAUGCGUUAAACACGACAGGCAGGCUGACCAUGUGAAAGAGCACUUCAUUGGUGUUACGAUGUUCGAUGAGAUGAAUGACCGAGCGAUUUUCGUUUCUUCGAUACCCGGCUUCGGCCACACUGGUUAG
Molecule: messenger RNA, 2904 nt
Organism: Recurvomyces mirabilis
Lineage: Eukaryota; Fungi; Ascomycota; Dothideomycetes; Mycosphaerellales; Teratosphaeriaceae
Exons: 1
Coding region: 1-2904 (967 amino acids)
Biological process (GO): DNA recombination; nucleotide-excision repair, DNA gap filling; double-strand break repair via nonhomologous end joining
Cellular component (GO): DNA ligase IV complex
Molecular function (GO): DNA binding; DNA ligase (ATP) activity; ATP binding
Source: RefSeq, a predicted model, not a curated record